UCUGUUUAUACAUAGCCUAAUUUCAACCAUAAAUUAACCAGGGUUUUCCAUCUAUAAAUACUACCCUCUUUCAUUAGAUGCAAGUCAUCUCAGAACACAAAUAAUAAACUGUUUCCAAUGGCAUCAUCUUACUCUACCACCACCAUUCUUUUACUCCUACUCAUUGCGUUCCUCAGUUUCAAUCAAACCCAAGCUGGGAAUAGAAACCCUAAUUCAGUUGUUCUUGGUCUAACACGUUCUAGCACUUCCUUUCCUAUACCUAAACCCCCCAAAUACUCAAGAAAGAGACUUUCAGAAGUAUCAGAUAUGAUUGAGCCAUUGAGGGCAGUAACAGAUGGAUAUUUGAUAACUCUAAAUAUAGGAACACCUGGACAGGUCAUUCAAGUAUACAUGGAUACUGGGAGUGACCUGACUUGGGUUCCUUGUGGUAAUGUAUCCUUUGAUUGCCUGGAUUGUGAUGACUAUAGGAACAAUAAGUUAAUAGGUACUUUCUCCCCUACGCAUUCUUCUUCAGCUAUUAGAGACUCAUGCGGUAGCUCUUUUUGUAUUGAUAUCCAUAGCUCUGAUAACUCUUUUGAUACAUGCAUUGAGGCUGGAUGUUCAUUAAGUACCCUUCUCAAAGCCACCUGUUCUAGGCCCUGUCCGUCCUUUGCCUAUAGCUACGGUGAAGGAGGACUAGUCGCAGGGAUACUAACCAGGGAUAACCUUAGGGUUCAUGGUAGUAGCCCCGAAAUCUCUAAGGACAUUCCCAGAUUUUCUUUUGGUUGUGUCGGCUCUACUUAUCGAGAGCCUGUUGGCAUUGCAGGGUUUGGUAGGGGUGUACUUUCUCUACCUUCACAGUUAGGGUUCCUCCAAAAUGGCUUUUCUCACUGCUUCUUGGCCUUCAAGUAUGCCAACAAUCCGAAUAUUUCAAGCCCAUUAUUCAUGGGAGAUGUUGCCAUAUCUUCCAAUGACAAUUUGCAGUUCACCCCAAUGUUGAGAAGUCCCAUGUUCCCCAACUACUACUACAUUGGUUUAGAGGCCGUAACUGUAGGCAAUAUUAGUUCUGCUGAAGUUCCUUUAAACUUGAGGGAGUUUGAUUCACAAGGUAAUGGGGGAAUGUUGAUUGAUUCAGGUACCACUUACACUCACCUCCCUGAGCCAUUCUAUUCACAACUUCUCUCAAUACUCCAAUCAGAGAUAACCUAUCCUCGAGCCACAGAUGUUGAGACGCAAACAGGAUUUGAUCUCUGUUAUAAAGUUCCCUGUCCAAAUAACAGAUUCACAGAUGAUCCUUUCCCUUCAAUCACUUUUCAUUUCUUGAACAAUAUCAGUCUCGUUCUGCCCCAAGUUAAUUACUUCUAUGCCAUGAGCGCUCCAAGUAACUCAACUGGGGUGAAAUGCCUAUUGUUCCAAAGCAUGGAUGAUAGUAAUUAUGGACCAGCCGGGGUAUUCGGGAACUUCCAACAGCAAAAUGUGAAAGUUGUCUACGACUUGGAGAAAGAGAGAAUUGGGUUUCAACCAAUGGACUGUGCAGCAGCCGCAGCCUCUCAGGGACUUCACAAGAACUGAUUUCGUGGGUAGUUAAUGGUAGUUCUUGCUGUUAGCCAAUGGUGCAGCUCUUGGCCCACAAAAUAAUGAGGCACGACAGUUUCUAGAUUUUAAUAAUGUGUUGUAACUGCUGUCUUCUUUC
This is a messenger RNA of Durio zibethinus, 1672 nucleotides long. RefSeq names its product putative aspartyl protease At4g16563. Gene Ontology annotation, biological process: proteolysis. Gene Ontology annotation, molecular function: aspartic-type endopeptidase activity. The record is from RefSeq and is a predicted model, not a curated record. Gene Ontology annotation, cellular component: extracellular region. Lineage: Eukaryota; Viridiplantae; Streptophyta; Magnoliopsida; Malvales; Malvaceae.